Molecule: messenger RNA, 717 nt
Organism: Lagenorhynchus albirostris (white-beaked dolphin)
Lineage: Eukaryota; Metazoa; Chordata; Mammalia; Artiodactyla; Delphinidae
Gene: PPP1R1A
Product: protein phosphatase 1 regulatory inhibitor subunit 1A
Exons: 7
Coding region: 76-591 (171 amino acids)
Biological process (GO): intracellular signal transduction
Cellular component (GO): cytoplasm
Molecular function (GO): protein phosphatase inhibitor activity
Source: RefSeq, a predicted model, not a curated record
UCCGCCGCCUGCCCGCCCGCCGCCGCCGCCGCCGCCGCCGCCGCCGCCGCCGGCCCAGCGGCCGCCGCCCCAACCAUGGAGCAAGACCACAGCCCCCGGAAGAUCCAGUUCACCGUCCCGCUGCUAGAGCCGCACCUUGACCCCGAGGCGGCGGAGCAGAUCCGGAGGCGCCGCCCCACCCCUGCCACCCUCGUGCUGACCAGUGACCAGUCAUCCCCAGAGGUGGAUGAAGACCGGGUCCCCAACCCGCAUCUCAAGUCCACUUUGUCCAUGUCUCCACGGCAACAGAAGAAGGUGAUGAGGACCACACCCACAAUGAAAGAGCUCCAGAUGAUGGUCGAACAUCACCUGGGGCAACAGCAGGAGGGAGAGGAGCCUGAAGGAGCCGCCGAGAGCACAGGGACACAGGAGUCCUGCCCACCUGGGAUCGGAGACACAGCAGCGGCGUCGUGGCUGGGCACCUCUGGGAAAGCACACAAGCCUGCAGAAUCCAUCCCUAACACUCAGGAGAGGGGCAGUGAGAAACCCAGCACAGAGGAACCCUCAACCCAUAGACCACCAUUGGAUUCCAAGGGAGCCAGUUCGGUCUGAGAGUGAAGGAGGUAUCUUGCAAUCAAGACUGCAGUUGGGAAUGCACGGACACUGGAUUUGUUUCUUAUUUCUUCACUUUUGGGGAAAAUCUCUUGUUUUUAAAAGUGAUAAAUUUAGUGUUAAGUC